GAACAUCGUAUAGCCACAUGAAGACCUGAUAUUGACCCUUCAUCUCCUCAAGAGUUCCUUUCUUGUUCUCCUAUGCCCCUCUUCUCCUUUUAUAAUUCUCAACACUAAAUUGGCCCAUUUCUUAUUCUCCCCUUUUCCCUCGAAUUACGGCACGACAAACAAGUACAAAAUUGUUAAUUAAACAUAAUCAAUUAUCAUUAAUAAUCAAUUAAACCAACCAAACACAGAUAGAGAGAGAGAUCUAACACAUAACAUUAUAAUGGGAAUGCAAAUCCACAGCAUUCAAUACAAUCUUUCCCUUGAUAAACUCCUGUUUUCUCCAUCCUUAUUGCCUGCAAAACUUAACAAUAAGAGCAACAAAUUUGGUGGUUUUGAUCCUUUGGUUAAGAAAAACAAGGCUAAAUGGAAGGUGGUUACAGUUUCAGCUGCUGCAUCUUCAUCGGGGAGUGUGCCUGCAGCACCACUUUGGGAUACUUGGUCUCCUGAUAAGGCUACUCCUUCCCCUUCUUUAAGUGAUGUUUUAUGGCCUUCUCUUGGAGCAUUUGCGGGAAUGGCAUUGUUAGGAAAGAUGGACCAAUUACUAGCACCAAUAGGAUUGUCCAUGACCAUUGCUCCGCUUGGAGCUGUUUGUGCUGUCUUGUUCAUCUCUCCUAAAGCUCCGGCUGCUCGGAAAUACAACAUGUUCAUGGCUCAGAUUGGGUGUGCAGCAUUGGGAGUGUUAGCAUACACAAUAUUGGGACCAGGUUGGCUUGCUAGGGGUGCUGCUCUAUCUGCUUCCCUGGCCUUCAUGAUCUACACCAAAUCAACCCACCCUCCUGCUGCAAGUUUGCCACUGCUGUUUAUUGAUGGAGCAAAACUUCAUGGUCUAAAUUAUUGGUAUGCCUUAUUUCCCGGUGCAGCUGGAUGCCUUCUCCUCUCUGUCCUUCAAGAGAUCGUAUACUAUUUGAAGGAAAAUUUCAAAUUUUGAAAUGUGAAAGCAAAUUGUUGUCUGAAUUCAGUACAUUCCCUACAAAAAGAUUUUUGGGGCAGAAAAAACUGCCCAACCAAGACUACUACAUCAGUUAAACAAGGGUAAAUAUGCAAAUUGGAGCUUCAUUCCGUACAAAAUGUAUCGAAAACCCAUUAUUGAUUAAGCAAUUCAUGUAAAUCCGUAUAUUUAGCAUUGUUCAUAUUCUUUGUACAAAAAUUAUGAUUAUUAAUCAUGCAAUAUUAAAUUUAUUAUAAUAAAGCAUACACAUAAGCUUAUUUAUAAUCA
This is a messenger RNA of Amaranthus tricolor (Joseph's coat), 1255 nucleotides long. RefSeq lists its product as uncharacterized. The transcript is spliced from 5 exons. The record is from RefSeq and is a predicted model, not a curated record. Lineage: Eukaryota; Viridiplantae; Streptophyta; Magnoliopsida; Caryophyllales; Amaranthaceae. Bases 260 to 967 code for a protein of 235 amino acids.